Xenopus tropicalis (tropical clawed frog) is the source of this 2413-nucleotide messenger RNA. Its product is annotated as provisional ortholog of calpain 2. Gene Ontology annotation, biological process: proteolysis. The transcript is spliced from 21 exons. Gene Ontology annotation, molecular function: calcium ion binding; hydrolase activity; cysteine-type endopeptidase activity. NCBI's taxonomy places the organism in Eukaryota, Metazoa, Chordata, Amphibia, Anura, Pipidae. The record is from RefSeq and is a predicted model, not a curated record. The coding region runs from base 90 to 2177 and encodes 695 amino acids.
CUUAUCAGUGUCUUUUGUUACUUAUCCCCACCCCUUAUUCUCCUGCAACCUGUUUUCACGUUCUUGUGCCCAAGCUCAGUGCAGUCACCAUGCCUUCUGGUAUAACCGUGCGUCUCCUCAAGGAAGAAAACUCCUCUUCUGGGGUUGUUGUCAGUCCAUAUCUAGGGCAGGAUUACCACAAACUUGUCCAGGAAUGUCUGCAGCAAGGGCGACUGUUUGAGGAUCCCCACUUCCCUGCAGAUGCAAAAUCAUUGGGGUACAAUGAGCUGGGACCCUGGUCUGCAGUAACCAGAGGAAUUCAAUGGAAAAGACCACAGGAGAUCUGCCAGUCUCCUAAAUUCAUCACUGAAAACAUGAAGUGGACAGAUGUGUGCCAGGGACAACUUGGUAACUGCUGGUUUCUUGCUGCUGCUGCCUCCCUGACCCAGUACCCAUUACUUAUGGCACGUGUUGUUCCCCCCCAGCAGGGUUUUAAGGACCGUUAUGUUGGAAUAUUCCAUUUUCAGUUCUGGCAGUAUGGAGAAUGGGUGGACGUAGUGGUUGAUGACAGAUUGCCAGUGAAAAAUGGGCAGUUGGUUUUUGUCAGCUCUGCACAGGAAAGUGAAUUUUGGGCUGCUCUUCUUGAAAAAGCAUAUGCAAAGUUAAAUGGAUCCUAUGAAGCUCUAAAUGGGGGGUUUAUGAAUGAAGCAUUUGUGGAUUUCACUGGUGGAUUGGAUGAGACUGUGGAUCUCAAGGUUCCUCCACCAAAUCUCUACCAUCUGAUUGAGAAGGCAGUGAAGAAAAGAUCACUUAUGGGAGCCUCCAUCCAGAUUCAGAGCCAAUAUGAGAGAGAGUUGACAACCCCAGAAGGACUAGUAAAAGGACACGCAUAUUCUAUCAUAGCAACUUGGAAGAUGGAACAAAAUGGGCGAACUAUUCAUCUGCUACGCCUGAGAAAUCCAUGGGGUAAAGUAGAGUGGAACGGACGCUGGAGUGAUAACUCCCCCUUGUGGUCACAAGUUACCUUUGAACUCAGAGAAAAAAUGCAGGUCAGAGGUGAAGAUGGAGAAUUCUGGAUGCAGAUGGAAGACUUUCUACGUUUUUUUGAUAUUCUGGAGGUUUGCAACCUUACACCAGAGUCAAUGAAGGACAAAUGUGCUCAUUUGUGGAAUACAAACACCUUCUCUGGGAGAUGGAUGAUGGGCCACAAUGCUGGAGGGUGCCGAAAUUACAGAGCUACUUUCUGGACCAACCCACAGUACAUAGUAACUCUAACAGAGGAAGAUGAAGAUUCCAGUGAUGGGUGUACGUUACUGGUUUCCCUCAUGCAGAAGAACAGACGCCAGUAUAGAUCCAGAGGACAGGACUUUCUGGUUGUGGGGUUUGAGAUCUACCAGGUUCCAAAAGAGUUUGACAAUAUGAUGCUUGUGUCAGAAAGGAUGAACUUAUUCUCAAUGCUUGUACCUGUUGUUCUGAGUCCAUUUGUGGCCAAGCGAGACGUUACUGAACGGUACCAGCUGCCUCCUGGACGAUACCUGCUAAUCCCAAGCACAUUCCAACCCCAUCAGGAAUCUGAUUUCAUCUUAAGGGUCUUCACAGAAAAGCAGCACACACUCAUGGAAAUUGAUUAUGAGAUCAGAGCAAAUGUGAAUGUGUUUCAGGAAAAAGAGCUCCAGGGCACCAUGGAGGAAUUCCAGGCCCACUUUACAAGACUGUCCGGGCAGGACAGAGAAAUCAGCCCUGAAGAAUUACAACGUAUUCUGGUACAAACAACAUCCAAACAUACCCACCUGAAGAUGGACGGAUUCCCUCUGGAUACCUGCAGACUACUAAUAAAAAUUACAGAUCACAACGGAAAUGGGAAGCUGCAACUAGAGGAGUUUAGGCAACUGUGGUUCAAGAUCAAGGAGUGGGAGAAAAUAUUCACAAAAUAUGAUAAAGACAGGUCAGGAACAAUGGAUGUUCAGGAACUGCGUCUAGCACUGGAAGCGGCUGGAUUUACACUGAACAACCAACUGGUAGAAUCUCUGUGCCAGAAAUAUGGUGAUGAUGUAAGGCAGGUGGAUUUUGAUAGUUUUCUUUCCUGCUUGGCAUACCUCGUCUGUGUUUUUGGACAAUGCCAGAAUAUGGACCAAAACAAAGAUGGUGUAAUCAGUAUCUCCAAACAACAGUGGCUACAGCUUUUACAUUUCAAUUGAAGGGAAAAGCUUCCAUUUUGCAAUACUGCAAGCAAAUCUCUGAUGUUUACUGAAGGCAAAAGCAUCAUUUGUUGAUGGAGAAAAGCUUUGAAUUUAUUUUGUUUGCUUAAUAUUUGUGCUGUUUUGUUUUGUAUCAUUAGGAAAAUAAUUAGGAAAAUAGUUAUAAAAAUUUAGGAAAAUAAGUGUAAUUAUUAAUUUAGCUGAAAUAAAAAUUGCAUUUUUCCUUGGGCUUCAAA